AUGGAGGAUUCGGCUGUCCGGCUGCAGGACAACCUGCAGAGCCUCGACGCUGCAGAGGACAUCCACGCGCUACACACAUACCCCGGUCUGACCUCGAGAAGCAACCGCGACUUUGAAGCAGCAGCCGCUGUAGCAGCAGCAGACGCAGCAAGCGGCUCACAACCGUUCGAUGCACUCCCGGCGGCGACAGCAGCUGUAGCUAAUAAUUUGCAUCCGUCUACCGUUACCAGCCAAGAUGAUUCUCUUCCCGAAAAUCCAGCAACCCCUCAGUCAUUACGGCGCCCUCACCAGCAGCAACAACAGCUAACACAAGCGCAUCACCAACAUCAGCUCCAUCCCCCAAACAAUAGUAAUGGAUUCCUCGAACACACAAACAGUAGCACGGUCGAUAUGCUGGAUCAUCUCCAGACAUCUCUUCCGCCGCAUCUCUUAAACCAGUUCCACGAUGCAACCCCUCCUAUGGGUGGCGGCGAAUCGCCAUUGUCGCCUGCUAUUAAUAAAGGAGAACCCUACUUUAAAAAUAUGAAAUUAAUUUCGAAUCCGCCCGAUCUUAAAAGAUGGCGGGAGCGACUGUUCAAUGUUGAGGAUACGAUCGUCCUCAGUGAAGAAGAAUUCCAAACCUAUUUCCCCCACAUCGACAACGUCUACUCCCACCGCUCCACCCAGAAAUAUAAGCGCAAGCUCUUCGUCUCUCACUACUGGGACUGCCGUCUCAAGGGCCGACCACCUGGAACUCCCAAAUCCCGCGACCCAAACAAAAAGAAGCGCAAGCGCACAGCCCGCGAGCGCGACCUCUGCGACGUCAAGAUCAAAAUCACAGAGUAUCUGCCCGGAGCCCUGACUACGCCACCGGGUUUGGGCCCUUCCCUUCUCUCCAUCAACUCGCCAUCCCUUACAACCACGACCACUGCUUCGUCAGAUAUGCAGCCUGCGACCAGUAUCAGCUUUCCUGGCUCUGCGGACCAGAGUAAUGGCGCGCGACCCCAUGUGGCGGGCCAUCAUCCUCAGUCGCAAUCACAGUCACAACUGCAAUACCCGUUCGGCGUUUUAGCGCCCAGUGCGACCUUGCCGGAAGGCCACCCUGGCGCUGCAGGUGCGAGGUACUAUACAAUUCAGAGGGUAAAUGGGAAUGGGGGCAAUGGGAGGACGGGUGGAAUUGGCGGGCCGCAUCGACAUACUUUGGAAGAAAGUGACAGGAUUAAGAAGAACAGUGUGCAGAGGUAUUUGCUGAAGGAGGAAAAGGAAAGGAAGAGGAUUAUGGUACAGCAGAAAACAUACCACAAAAAGGCCUCGGGCUCCGCUGCCGUAACGGUCAAAAAACACGCAAAAGAAGCAGACCUAAAGCUCUUCGGAAGUUGUUUCUGGUAG
Molecule: messenger RNA, 1368 nt
Organism: Histoplasma mississippiense
Lineage: Eukaryota; Fungi; Ascomycota; Eurotiomycetes; Onygenales; Ajellomycetaceae
Exons: 4
Coding region: 1-1368 (455 amino acids)
Source: RefSeq, a predicted model, not a curated record